AUGGCCGACAACAGUGGCAGUAGUAACGAUUCUAGUUCGCCAUCGAACAUUUCCACUUUGACAUCGUUGCCACCGCCGCCGCCGUCGCAUACACCGUCUUUGGCUACUACAACUACGCCUAAUGAACCGCAACCACCUUUGAGGGAAGAUAUGGUCAAGUCGGCCGUUUCAUUUUUAUCGUCGCCCAAAGUGCGUUCAGCCGACCAAGCCAAAAAGAUAGCAUUCCUACGAAAUAAAGGACUGAAUCAAGCCGAGAUUGACGAAGCAUUCAAAAGAGUACCCGGCAGUGACGCCCAACCCGCCAUUGUCAAUACUGCGGGUCCUUCUUCGUCUCCCGCCGUUCCACCUCGUCCUGCGCUCUCGUCGGCCCCACCAGCCGUGCAAAUAGCAUACUAUCAGCCUUCGCCUCCGCCGCGUAUGACAACACAAAGUAUCAUUCGUCUGGCGGUGGUAACCGGCGUUGGCGCAGUCGGAGUCACUGCGGUUCUCGUAGGCAUUAUCAAGCGUAUCAUGUCACGCAUUUUUCGUCGUAUUGCCGUCUACCAAUGCGAUCGAUAUAAUCAGCACAAAGCCUUGUUGGAGAGGCUAAAUACCAAGCUCAAGGCCAUGGAAAGCAGUUCGGCUGCAUCGCUGGAUGUCAUUAGACGGCAGCAAACCAAAUCCUUGGAAAAUCUCCAAAAAGUUCAAACGGAUAUUCAUGGUUACAUCGAUGAGAACGAGCCAUAUGCAAAAUUCUUGAAUGCUCUCAACGGGUUCAAAGAUCAGUUAACCCAUCCCGACGUCAUUUUUUCCUCGUUCAACACUUCCAAUAACUUUGGACUCAGUUUCAGAGACUAUCGAAGCGAUGAUUCCGUCGUGCAAGGUUUCAAGAGUGAAAUACGAAGCUUCAAAGGCAUGCUCUUGAGCCGACGCAAUUUUCCCUCCGUGAAACCUACCACCACAUUUUCCACCCAGGUAUCGCCCGCCACCCCUCCUUCCACUGAAUCCGUUGCUACUCCCAAUACCAAUACCAAUACAAAACUCCCACCAAACACUGCUUCCUCCUCUCCUACCAGUUCCGUAGAUCUCAAUAAUCAUCCACGUCACCGGUCCUCGUUCCGUGCCGAUUUAGCCAAAGAACAUGCUUCAUCCAAUCCGCAAUAA
Messenger RNA from Radiomyces spectabilis, 1143 nucleotides. Its product is annotated as peroxisomal membrane anchor protein conserved region-domain-containing protein. Bases 1 to 1143 code for a protein of 380 amino acids. The record is from RefSeq and is a predicted model, not a curated record. Gene Ontology annotation, cellular component: peroxisomal importomer complex; peroxisomal membrane. Gene Ontology annotation, biological process: protein import into peroxisome matrix, docking. Gene Ontology annotation, molecular function: signaling receptor binding. The transcript has 3 exons. NCBI's taxonomy places the organism in Eukaryota, Fungi, Mucoromycota, Mucoromycetes, Mucorales, Radiomycetaceae.